UCAGACGCUUUUACAAUGCAAUUUAUCAAUUGGAUGUAUUUAUUGUGUUGGUUUCUACCAUGGGUGAAAAGUGCCUAUGAUGUCUUAGACCCUUCGGCUGGUCAGAAUAUUACGGAAUAUCUGCAUGCACGCCAGAAAAGAUAUCAGCUUAUCUACAGGAAUGGAGGAACCAUCCGUUUGGUCGUGGGACCUGUGAUGGCCACACAACUCGAGGAUCCUGUGGUCUGGCGAAGUAUGGUGUACUAUUACACGCUCCAUUUCGGCGCCUUUACACUGCCAUCAGCUCCACUUUAUCCAUGGGACAAAUGGGAGACGAUCUUCGCUCGUUCGCUAAAGGAAAAGAUUAGGACAUUGAAUGAAUCUCACGAGGAUGACUCUCGAGUUUUCGUUUAUGCUGCCUUGGAGAAUUAUAUGGAUCGAGUAAGUGGACUGGUAGGACGUGGUAGGCAGUGUUUAUUGCGAGGAAUCUGCGAAAAUGCUCAGGUUCAUCAUCAUGUGGGAAUUAUGGCAGAGCUACUUAACGUACUACUCACACCUGGUAAGACGCGUUUGGAUCCGGGCUAUAAAGAAGCCUUUGAAUCUGGAAAAGCAGGGAUCGAUUGUUUAUCUCAUUAUUCGAAUUGUCCAAAAGGUGAAAGUGUCUUGGAUGCCUACGCUGUAGAAGUGGAUUAUUAAA
Drosophila ficusphila is the source of this 676-nucleotide messenger RNA. RefSeq lists its product as uncharacterized. Bases 16 to 675 code for a protein of 219 amino acids. The transcript has 2 exons. The record is from RefSeq and is a predicted model, not a curated record. Lineage: Eukaryota; Metazoa; Arthropoda; Insecta; Diptera; Drosophilidae.